Molecule: messenger RNA, 5887 nt
Organism: Salmo salar (Atlantic salmon)
Lineage: Eukaryota; Metazoa; Chordata; Actinopteri; Salmoniformes; Salmonidae
Source: RefSeq, a predicted model, not a curated record
CUAGAGAUCUCGGUGCGACUUCACCGCAUAUGUACACACGUCAAAAUCCACUUAGCUCAUGGCAAUAUUCAAUUCAUUCUUUAGAUGCGCGAGAAUAGAUGAAUAAACCGGAUAAUUCCUAACACCUGCUGAGAGACCGUUAGAUAACGGUGACGGUUUGUGUCAUGAGGAACUCAAGGGGGUUGAAACAUAAGGAAACGGUAGAAACCAGAUGUUGUUGCGCUUUAUUAAAAGAUCACCUGUGAUGCUUACUGGUGGCGCAUGCUAUUAAUAGUCUGGAAAUACAGCAGUCAGGAGAUCCGGGGAAUCACUGGUCUCUCUCUCUCUCUCUCUCUCUCUCUCUCUCUCUCUCUGUGUCUGUGUCUGUGCGUGCGUGCGUACGUGUGUGUAGCGUGCAUUUGUCUGUGUUUGUGUAGAGGAAAGACAGCUCUCUUUUUUGGGGGAAAAAUAGAGCAGCUCGAGAUGUGCUUGUCAAAUGAAAGCAGCCUUUGGUUUUGACUUGACAGAAUGAUCGUUCUUAUCUUAGGGAGACCUGUAUUGUUUGGAAUGGUGCACUGCAAGCAUGAUCCAACCCAGCCUGGUCUCAGAGCAAAAUGUAUUAUACCUUAAGCCUUUAAACUAAAACGUUAGUGACAACAAAUGUGAAUUUGUAACAUAUCAUAUGUAAUACAAAUGUGUAAUAUAUUGUACGAAUUGUAAUUCAUAACAUACUUUAUGUGCUACAAUUCGUAUUAUAUUGUAUGACACUAUAACAUUGGUAGGCCAGUGUUAUGUAACCUAACAUAACAUAUCAUAUUAACUGGAGUGGCAUGGUUUUAGAAAUAUACUACUUUUGCUCUGUGGGCUCCUCCUCACCUCUCCAGUACUUCAACAUUACAUGUGUCUGAGCAGAGCAGAGACAGCGCUGCUGGUGGUCUGCCCCUAGAGCGCGAAAGAGAGAGAGAGAGACAGGGAGUGAGCGAAGGGGAGAGAGAGAUGUGCUCCUGUGUGGCACAUUGGUUCAGGCUACUUUUCUGACGACGAAACAGUCAACCUGUGGAUAGCAGCCGGUGGAGUGAGGAUAUUAAAGUCACGAGCUCUACUGUCACUGCUGCGGACACCCCACCCCCUUCCUCUCCAGCUCAAGCCGCUGAAAUCUAGGAUGCACGGGCUGCCAGCAGCUCCCGUUUAAUUCAUGAAAGGAGAGGGACCGACGCCAAGUCUGGGGGCGCGCGCCGAGCCCGCUUUAUGAAUGGCCCGAACAUGGAGGAAAUUCCGUUUGAAAGAGUCCAGACCCGGAAGGAGGGUCACUGUCCGGCCGCCACCGGUACAACCAUCGCUGCCGUCGCGUGCGAGGACGAGUUCGAAAGCAAAGAGCUCGAGACGCUCUUCCAAAACUACAACCUGAAGCUGGAGCAGACCGCGACGCUCAAAGCCCUCGCGGUGCUCAUCGUGGCCGCCUCGUCGCUCGCGCUGAUGGAGCUUCUGUCCGGUCCCCGGCUCACGGUGUCCAAGGGCUCUCACCCGGUGCACAGCGUAGUGUUCGUCUCUCUCUUUAUAGUCACCAACGUCAAGUACCUGCAAGUGACGCAGCUGCAGCAGAUUGCCAAGCUCGCGCUGCUCUUCAGCUUCACCUUCGCGCUCCUCUGCUGCCCGUUCCCCCUCGCGCUUGGCGCCGCCGGCGUGGGGGCUCCCCCCGCACCGGAGCAAGGCGUGUGGCAGCUCAUGCUGGUCACUCUCGUGGCAUACGUGCUGCUCCCGGUGCGGACGCUGCUCGCGGUGCUGUUUGGUAUGAUGGUGGCCGUUUCCCACUUCAUCGUCACCACGACAUCAGUCACGUCCAGAAAACACAAGCUCUGGAGACCGCUGGUGGCCAACGCUGUACUGUUCACCAGUGUCAACCUAUCUGGAGUCUUUGUCAGGGUGCUGACUGAGCGUGCUCAAAGGAAGGUCUUUCUGCAGGCUAGGAGCUGCAUAGAGGAAAGGCUACGACUAGAGGAUGAGAAUGAGAAGCAGGAGCGCCUCCUGAUGAGCCUGUUGCCCAGGAACGUUGCCAUGGAGAUGAAGGAGGACUUCCUGAAGCCGCCCGAGAGGAUCUUUCAUAAGAUCUACAUCCAGCGUCAUGACAACGUCAGUAUCUUGUUUGCAGACAUUGUGGGGUUUACCAGUCUGGCGUCUCAGUGUACUGCCCAGGAACUGGUCAAACUGCUCAACGAACUCUUCGGGAAGUUUGACGAGCUGGCCACAGAGAACCACUGUCGGCGUAUAAAGAUUCUGGGGGACUGUUACUACUGUGUGUCAGGUCUGACCCAACCCAAGGCAGACCAUGCACACUGUUGUGUAGAGAUGGGCCUGGACAUGAUCGACACUAUCACGUCUGUGGUGGAGGCUACAGAGGUGGAUCUGAACAUGCGUGUGGGUCUGCACACGGGCCGGGUACUCUGUGGGGUUCUGGGACUCCGGAAGUGGCAGUAUGAUGUCUGGUCCAAUGAUGUCACUCUGGCCAAUGUGAUGGAGGCAGGAGGACUGCCUGGUAAGGUCCACAUAACCAGGACUACUCUAGAGUGUUUGAAUGGAGACUAUGAGGUGGAGCCUGGCUUUGGCCAUGAUAGACACGCCUUCCUACAGAAACACAACAUUGAGACCUUCUUCAUAGUACCCUCCCACAGGCGAAAGAUCUUCCCAGGUUUGAUCCUGUCGGAUAUCAAGCCAGCCAAGAAGAUGAAGUUUAAGACAGUGUGCUACCUGCUGGUUCAGCUCAUGCACUGUAGGAAGAUGUUCAAGGCGGAGAUCCCCUUCUCUAACGUCAUGACCUGCGACGACGAUGACAAGAGGCGUGCGUUGCGGACGGCAUCGGAGAAGGUGCGUAGCCGGACGUCGUUCUCGGGCUCCGUGCAGCACCCGCCUGGUACACGGGUUAACCGCUACAUUGGCCGGCUAAUCGAGGCUCGUCAGACAGACUCACAGACAACCGACCUCAACUUCAUCACACUCUCCUACAGGAACACAGACAGGGAGCGCAGGUAUAACCAGGAGUAUGACGGUAAUUUCAUCAGUGCAGUGAUUGUCUCUCUGGUCCUCGCUGCUCUCUUUGGCCUUAUCUAUCUUCUGAUGAUACCACAGGGACUGUUGGUGCUGCUGUUGCUGGUGAUGUGUUUGUGCUUCCAUGUGGUCUGUGUGAUGUAUCUUUACAUCACAAGUGUUCAGUGUUUUCCAGGGUGUCUCACCAUUCAGAUCCGAACAGCGCUCUGUGUGUUUCUAGUCCUGUUGACCUACUCUGUCACCCAAGCCUCUGUGGUGAGCUGUUUACCCUGGGUCUGGAUUAUGGGAGGUAACUCCAGUAGCAGCUCCGUGGAGACUGUUUCCAUGGACACGCCGAGCGAGCCAGGGCCAAUGAACAGUACGGUAGCGGAGGGGGUGUGUCCGAACGUUUCCUACGCUCUCCUCUCCUGUGUGGCCGGAACUCUCACCGUCAUCCCUUACCUCCGCGUCUCCUCGUUACCUAAGAUACUCCUGCUCUUCCUUCUCUCUGUCCUUUACACUGUUGCCAUGGAGACCAGCGGGUACCGCAUCGCCAUGAGGGGAGGUAUGCUCCACCCUCGGCGGUAUGAUCCAGUGCUGGGUCUCCUGUUGUUUUCUGUAGCUCUGGCUCUACACUGUAGACAGCUGGACCUCAAACUACGCCUAGACUACCUGUGGGCCACUCAGGCAGAGGAGGAGAGAGGCGACAUGGAGAAGGUGAAGCUGGACAACAAGAGGAUCCUGUUCAAUCUCCUACCUGCACACGUUGCGCAGCACUUCCUCAUGUCCAACCCCCGCAACAUGGACCUGUACUACCAGUCGUAUAGUCAGGUAGGAGUGCUGUUUGCCUCCAUCGCUAAUUUCAAUGACUUCUACAUUGAGCUGGACGGCAACAACAUGGGAGUGGAGUGUCUCAGGCUGCUCAACGAGAUCAUCGCAGACUUUGACGAGCUGAUGGAUAAAGAGUGCUAUAAGGACAUUGAGAAGAUCAAAACUAUCGGCAGCACAUACAUGGCUGCAGUAGGCCUGGUACCUACCACUGGCUCCAAGGCUAAGAAGUCCACCUCCUCACACUUAUGCACAGUGGCAGAUUUUGCUGUUGAGAUGUAUGAUGUACUGGAUGCCAUCAACUACCAGUCGUACAACGACUUUGUCUUGAGAGUGGGUAUUAAUGUGGGUCCAGUAGUAGCAGGAGUGAUCGGAGCACGGAGACCUCAGUAUGAUAUCUGGGGGAACACAGUCAACGUGGCCAGCAGGAUGGACACCACCGGACUACCGGGCAAGAUACAGGUGACAGAAGAUGUGCAGCGCAUCAUCAAGGGUCAAUAUGACUUUGUGUGCCGUGGGAAGGUCAGCGUCAAGGGCAAAGGACAGAUGCUUACCUACUUCCUGGAGGGCCGGAUCCCCGGCAGGGGGUCACAGCACCAGCCCAGGAACCUGGAUCGCUCCCGGACAAGUCUAUUCAACCGUUCAGCCAUUAGCAACAUCUGCACCAAACUGAACCCCGCCCCCACCAUGACCACCUAUUCCACAAUGCGAAACCCCACCCCCGGCACAGCCACAGCAGCAACCACCUCCACAAACAGCACCAUCCUCUACCUGCCCUCUGUGGCUGUUCCCACGGCGAUGGAGGUGUGAGUGAGUGGCUGACAUGAAGACUGUCUCCAUAGUGACCAAGGAAUCUUCCUUGACUGUGGCGAUCGAGAGAGAUAGAGUAGAGCUGUUAGAAUGUCACUGAAAGUGAGAGUGAAAUAGAGAUGAGAAAGAAGGAGUGGGUUCCACUUUACUGGACUGUCACUAGAGAAUGUGGUUCCACUUUACUGGACUGUCACUAGAGAAUAUGGUUCCACUUUACUGGACUGUCACUAGAGAAUGUGGUUCCACUUUACUGGACUGUCACUAGAGAAUAUGGUUCCACUUUACUGGACUGUGACUAGAGAAUGUGGUUCCACUUUACUGGACUGUCACUAGAGAAUGUGGUUCCACUUUACUGGACUGUCCCUAGAGAAUAUGGUUCCACUUUACUGGACUGUCACUAGAGAAUAUGGUUCCACUUUACUGGACUGUCACUAGAGAAUGUGGUUCCACUUUACUGGACUGUCACUAGAGAAUAUGGUUCCACUUUACUGGACUGUCACUAGAGAAUGUGGUUCCACUUUACUGGACUGUCACUAGAGAAUAUGGUUCCACUUUACUGGACUGUCACUAGAGAAUGUGGUUCCACUUUACUGGACUGUCACUAGAGAAUGUGGUUCCACUUUACUGGACUGUCCCUAGAGAAUAUGGUUCCACUUUACUGGACUGUCACUAGAGAAUAUGGUUCCACUUUACUGGACUGUCACUAGAGAAUGUGGUUCCACUUUACUGGACUGUCACUAGAGAAUAUGGUUCCACUUUACUGGACUGUCACUAGAGAAUGUGGUUCCACUUUACUGGACUGUCACUAGAGAAUGUGGUUCCACUUUACUGGACUGUCACUAGAGAAUAUGGUUCCACUUUACUGGACUGUCACUAGAGAAUGCGCUUCCACAGUGCAGACGGAAAGAAAAAUAGUCCUAGACCCAGUCCUUUCUCUCUCUGUGAGGAGAUGGAACUUAAGGAUUUUGGUCACUGGCCAGCCGGGCUAGUGGACCACAAUUUCUACUAGCCAAAGGUCCUAAAUCUGUACCAUGCAAACUUCACUCGCAUGACAUUGCCUUCAUCUUACUUUACCUAAAAAUUCCUUCACAUUAUGUAACCAUUCCCUGGUCUUACCUUACCUAACCAUUCCUUCACCUUAUCUAACCUAACCAUACCUUACCUUAACCUAACCUAACCUAACUUUUCCUUUUCCUUACCUUACCUAAUCAUUCCUUCACAUUACCUAACCUAACCAUUCCUUCACCUU